AGCAUCAGUUGAAUCCAAUCGAUUGCUUGCGCACUUAGCAUCCCAAAGCCACAACAACCAGAAUCAAUAUGAAGUUCUUCUCAGUCGUCACCGUCUUCGUGUUCGGUCUGCUGGCUCUGGCCAACGCUGUUCCCCUGUCGCCCGAUCCAGGAAAUGUGGUGAUCAACGGCGACUGCAAAUACUGCAAUGUGCACGGUGGAAAGUAGGAAAGUACUCGCCUGAAACUCGAAGAUGGGCCAAAACUUACCUCAAAACCUAAAGACAAUAUUUAUACUCUCACUCUUGUACUAAAAUGAAAACUAGUUGUAAAAAACAUUGCCAAGUACAAAUAAAAUGAUGAAAAACAAAACUA
Molecule: messenger RNA, 352 nt
Organism: Drosophila sechellia
Lineage: Eukaryota; Metazoa; Arthropoda; Insecta; Diptera; Drosophilidae
Product: immune-induced peptide 2
Exons: 2
Coding region: 69-206 (45 amino acids)
Biological process (GO): defense response
Source: RefSeq, a predicted model, not a curated record